AUUCCAGCAUUUCACUUGUCACACUGACGGGUGAGGUGCCUUUCAUAUUGGCAUAGGACAGCGUGUGGAUGCCUCCCCUUGUGUUAUUAAACAGAGACCGGGCUGGCGAAUCUACCCAGAGCUGGAGCCUCCUUUGCCGCUUGGGAAGACCAGUGGCACCUUGGCUCGAGAUAAUUCUGACUAUGGCUGUAGAACCCAGCAGCUCCGAAUCCACGAAAAGGAGAGUUGGAAGGAGGAUGAAGAAAAUGAGCAACAUCUACGAGUCUGCGGCCAACACGCUGGGGAUCUUCAGCAGCCCCUGCCUGACCAAGGUUGAGCUGCGCGUGGCCUGUAAGGGCAUUUCCGACAGAGACGCCCUUUCCAAACCGGACCCCUGUGUCAUCCUCAAGAUGCAGUCCCAUGGGCAGUGGUUCGAGGUUGACAGAACGGAGGUGAUUCGCACCUGCAUAAACCCGGUGUAUUCGAAACUGUUUACUGUGGACUUUUACUUUGAAGAGGUGCAGCGCCUGCGGUUUGAGGUCCACGACAUCAGCAGCAACCACAACGGGCUGAAGGAGGCUGACUUCCUCGGGGGCAUGGAGUGCACCCUUGGCCAGAUCGUUUCCCAGAGGAAGCUGUCCAAAUCCUUGCUGAAGCACGGGAACACUGCGGGGAAGUCCUCCAUCACGGUGAUUGCUGAAGAAUUAUCUGGCAAUGACGACUAUGUUGAACUUGCAUUCAAUGCACGGAAAUUGGAUGACAAGGAUUUCUUCAGUAAAUCUGACCCAUUUCUGGAAAUUUUUCGUAUGAAUGACGAUGCAACUCAGCAGCUUGUGCACCGAACUGAGGUUGUGAUGAAUAACUUAAGCCCAGCCUGGAAAUCAUUCAAAGUAUCCGUGAAUUCCCUGUGCAGUGGAGAUCCAGACCGCCGGCUGAAGUGCAUAGUAUGGGACUGGGACUCCAAUGGCAAACAUGAUUUCAUUGGAGAAUUCACCUCGACAUUCAAGGAGAUGAGAGGAGCAAUCGAAGGGAAGCAGGUGCAGUGGGAGUGCAUCAACCCCAAGUACAAAGCCAAGAAGAAGAAUUAUAAGAACUCAGGCAUUGUGAUUUUGAAUCAAUGCAAGAUCCACAAGAUGCAUUCUUUCUUGGACUACAUCAUGGGUGGCUGCCAAAUCCAGUUUACAGUAGCUAUAGACUUCACUGCCUCAAACGGGGACCCCAGGAACAGCUGUUCCCUGCACUACAUCCACCCUUACCAGCCCAACGAGUACCUGAAGGCCUUGGUGGCUGUGGGGGAGAUUUGCCAAGACUAUGACAGUGACAAAAUGUUCCCAGCCUUUGGGUUCGGUGCCAGGAUACCCCCAGAGUACACGGUCUCUCAUGACUUCGCAAUCAACUUUAACGAAGACAACCCAGAAUGUGCAGGAAUUCAAGGAGUUGUGGAAGCCUAUCAGAGCUGCCUCCCUAAGCUCCAGCUCUAUGGUCCCACCAACAUCGCCCCCAUCAUUCAGAAGGUCGCCAAGUCAGCAUCGGAGGAGACUAACACCAAGGAGGCCUCGCAAUACUUCAUCCUGCUGAUCCUGACCGACGGUGUCAUCACAGACAUGGCUGACACCCGGGAGGCCAUCGUCCAUGCCUCCCACCUCCCCAUGUCGGUCAUCAUCGUGGGAGUGGGCAACGCCGACUUCAGCGACAUGCAGAUGCUGGACGGUGAUGACGGGAUCCUGAGGUCACCCAAAGGAGAGCCUGUCCUUCGAGACAUCGUUCAGUUCGUGCCCUUCAGGAACUUCAAACAUGCAUCUCCAGCUGCCCUGGCAAAGAGCGUGUUGGCUGAAGUCCCAAACCAAGUCGUGGACUAUUACAAUGGCAAAGGGAUUAAGCCAAAAUGUUCCUCAGAAAUGUACGAGUCUUCCAGGACACUAGCACCGUGAACUCCACGCACUUUUACAGAGCUCUGAAAUACUACUCCUGCUAAUAUUUAAUACUUCCACUACUCCCGUACUUUAAAAAAACCACACAUACACAUUUAAAAAUAGCACGUUUUGGUGAUUUUUAACUAACUGACCAUUUUUUUUGCAUGUGUAGCCCUGAGGCCUGGAUCUGGUAAGCCCUUGUAUUGUUAAAGACUUUUUACAAAGAAACAAAUAAUUAUAACUUACUCUUUACAUUACAGCAUGUCGCCUUGAGAUAAAAUGGUUAUCUGUAUCUGUUUUUUAUACAGGUUUGUUGAAAUUUUGCUAAAUUUCUUAUUAUCUUUACACUGUAAAGCAUUUUGAAACAUUUACCGAACGUUGAUAGCCAAAACACAUUUGGUUUUAUCUGCUCCAGGAUGAGAGACUUUUCAAAAUGGUAGAUGCAUGGACUGUAUUUUGCAUGUUUCAAAUAAAAACACCCACACCCACACUGUUUUUUGCAGUUGUUAUCUAUAACUCAUCCCUGCUGAGAAUGGUCUCUGCUGAUGAAGAUGUUUAGCCACCUAGAAGUAGUCUUCUUGACGUGGGUCUGGGGCUCUUAGCCCAGCACCUACCUCUCAGCUUUACUGAGCACACAGAUCCCCUGAGGAUCUUGUCAGAAUUCAGACCAUGAUGCCAUAGGUCUGCAGGGGCCCCCGAUUCUGCUGCUCUGACAAAGUCCCAGGGGAUGCCAGUGCUGUCCUCAGGCCGCACUAAGAGGGCCGAGGUUCUGGAUGCCAGGGUGUGAUCGUAGAGACCAUCCGAAACAGGGCAGAACCUAGCCUGCUUGAGAAUGGCACCUCUCCCCUGCCAGUAGCACAAAGGCCCUGCCUGACUCCGAGGUGGGAGUAGAAAGUACUGAGACUGAUUCCAGAAGCUGCAGGCCCCGCAUCAGUCUCACUGCUCGGUAGUCCCACCUCUUCCUUAACCGAGGCAUCGCUCACCUUGCAGCAUGAAUGAUGCCACGUUUAUGUCCACCCCUAGCAAUGACCUCAGAAGGUCUUCAGUAGAACCACGAAGACGGAGACUUGUCCAUGGCAAAUGGCCGUGCAGCGCGCUCCCCAGAAAGGUGGCCCACCGAGUUGAUUUUUAAGCUGAGUCUGGGGCUUCUCUUUGCCUCAUUUUUAU
Miniopterus natalensis is the source of this 3059-nucleotide messenger RNA. It is a transcript of the gene CPNE4, whose product is annotated as copine 4. The record is from RefSeq and is a predicted model, not a curated record. Gene Ontology annotation, molecular function: calcium-dependent phospholipid binding. Gene Ontology annotation, biological process: cellular response to calcium ion. Gene Ontology annotation, cellular component: plasma membrane. Lineage: Eukaryota; Metazoa; Chordata; Mammalia; Chiroptera; Miniopteridae.